Spirodela intermedia is the source of this 8587-nucleotide messenger RNA. The record is from the annotation of a GenBank genome assembly. NCBI's taxonomy places the organism in Eukaryota, Viridiplantae, Streptophyta, Magnoliopsida, Alismatales, Araceae.
AUGGCUAGGGGUGGGGGUAGGCAGAAGAAAGGCAUCAAAAACUCCAAAUUCAGCAACCGUCUACCUGUCCAGAAGAAGAACAUAUCCUUUGGGGAAGAAAACAUGGACGACGAGAUAGACGCCUGUAACUAAUGCAUUCCUCUUUCCCUUUUCCUCUUACUGCUCGCGUAUUUUAUGGCCUUUUUCUGCAGUUCUUUUUUAUGUUUGAUCGUUUUAUACCGUGCUUUUUGAUCAUUUUAACAGUUCACAAGCAGCGGGAUAUGAUUCCCUUCGACAAAAGCCACGACACUGGUAGGUCAUCGAGCUAACACAACUUUGUCCUUGACCACGCUUCACUGAACCGUCUCUUACUUGUAUUUUGUUUCCGUUUCUCGGGGGUUUGGUUGAAUGCUGAUCAUGCUUUAGAUGAAGAUGAGGAACAACCAGUCUUCGACUUUGAGGUUUGUUAAUUUGACGCCUUUGUUUUUAGUUCAGUUUCUUUCGUCGUUUUCACAAGUAAUUUGGUGAUAUUUGUAAUUUUAUAUUGCCUUGUCCAUAGAGCUUAUCUUAUUUAUUAGUGGUUGUUUUUUCAAACUAUUCUGGGUUUGAAGUCGUGAGAGUGGAUCGUGGAUUUUUCACUUCCCUGGGUUGUCUUGUACCUUCUCAGGAUAUUUACUGAGUAAAAAGAUUGAAAUAAUUAAUUCGGAGAGCUAGCUUUCUGAAAAGACAACCAGUUUGAUGUGGAAUUGGCCGAAUCGAACUGAACCUGUUAAUUUUGUUUUUGAGCUCAUUAUUUCUGAACAGUCAUGUUCUCUCUACCUGCCAUUUUUUGUGAAAUAAAAGGUUGGUGCACUUGGCUUCGAGUUGGUUCAUGUCUUUUUCCAACGUGUUUGGUGUUCAUAUGUUGAUCAUAAUAAAGCAACCAAACAAUGGAUGGCAGAAAUUUGAAUUAACUUUAUUCUAUUCAUCAUAUUUGAUGUCUGAUAAAUAUUUCCGUAAUAUUGGUUAAUUUUAAAAUAAAAAGAGAAGAUGAGCAUACGAUGAUUCUCAUCUAUAAUUCUGUAGGAACUGUCUUUCAUAUGCCAGUUUUGUUUCUGUGAUUGGACUUGUUGAUUAUUCUAACGAUUUCCAUUCUUUUUAUUUUUUAGUGUGUGUGGGUCUUUCAAGUCUUUCUAGUGUGACACGUUGUGCAUUCAUUCGUGCUAUCUAAACGUUUAUGUUUAAUUUUCUCACUCUUUGGAAAAUAUUUUUUUGUCAUUUCGUUGUCAAAAUUUUCAUACAUUUCCACCUUCUUGAUGAGGUUCACAUUUGGAUUUAGGGUUUACAUGAUGACAGUGAUGAUACCGAUGCUAGUGAUGGAGAUGCCAGUGGUCAUGAUGAUGAAAUUGGUAGGAACGGCAAAGACUAUGAAAAAAGUAAGGAUAUCUAAUCACGGAAUGUAUGCCUUGUAUGUCAUUUUUAAGCGAUUAUAAACCUUAACAACUGUGAUCUUUGACUAGUAGUUUGGUAUUUCACAAAAAUCUUGGAUAACUGUAAUGACGAGCGUUUAAAAGACUGUAAUUUGUUUACAUGAAUGUGGAAAGUUACAUUCCGUCACAUUGCAGGAUAUAGCAAUGUCUGGUUGUCGUUCAAACUAUUGUUUCCAUGUACAAAACCGAUUUCCUUGUAAUCAGCAAGAGAAUCUGGUAGUAUUCCUUCAUUUGAGAACUAACCAAACCAGUUACAUAUGUUUGACUACAAGAGCAUCAGAAAUCUUCUUUGACAAAGAAUCUGGUAGUAUCCCUUCAUUUGAGAACUGACCAAACCAGUUACAUAUGUUUGACUACAAGAGCAUCAGAAAUCUUCUUUGACAAAGAAACUGACCUGAAGGCAUAUAUAUAUAUACACACACACAUCGUUUGUUCUUCUAGUCCAUCUCUCACCAAGGAGACUGGUAGAUCAGGAAUAUGCUUCCCUCUAAUUGCUGUAGAGUUCCAGCCAUGAUUUCCCAUGAAAAAGAACAUAUUUUGUAUCAUUGUAGCUGGUUUUUACUAUCUGUGGGAUGCUUGAUACUCACACACUGCUCUUUUCUAGUGGUAAAACAGAAAAAGAUUUUGCAGAAAAAAUAUGGAGGAGUUGAGGAUGAUAUGUCUGAUGAUUCUGAACAAGAGGAAAAACGUAAGGCUUCAUUUGGUCGGGGAAAACAGUUCUUAUAUGGUGCUGACAACAUCGAUUUUGAGGUAUUUCGUAUCUAAACUGACGUCAAUGAUGCAUACUGACUGAAUUUUUCUCCCCAAAUUUCCUGUUACAAAUGAUUUACGAAUAGCUACGGUUCCUCUCUUUUGUGAAAUUUAAGAUACAAUCAGAUGAGGAGGACCUCGCUGAAGAGGAGGCCAUAGCUGUGAUGUCGCAGAAGGAGAAGGCAAAGUCUCUUUCAAUGGAAGACUUUGGUCUUGAAGAUGUUGAUGAGGAAGAAAGUGAUGAUGAUAAUCAGGAGAAAUCCCUUCAGGUGCUCAACUUGCAUGACCGACCUCUUAAGUUUGCUUCUGGCUGCUCUCUGUGUAGGAAUGAUUUUAAACGCAUGAAAUAUUAGUGAUGACCAUAAAUAGGAUUAUUUUCGAUUUUUUUUAUUUUUUAGUAACGAAAUAUUACGGUUGUUUUAACACAUCAGUUCCUCCUUGGAUUCUGUAAGCCCAUGUCACUUUGCUGAAAAGUCAUUGAAAAAAAUACAUCUAAUCGUAUGCCAAUGUGGUCAUCAUAUGCUGGAGUGGAAUUCUGAUUAAACAUUUGUACUUGAAAAUUACAACUCGAUUUGGUUUUUCCUUCUGCUUGCAGAAUUUUUUUGCUGGGAAGAGACCUGGAGACAAAUCAGAUGUUUUUGGUUCACUCGAAGAUGAGGCCUAUGAGAGUUAUGAGGAGGUUAAGAAGGACAUAAAUGCACUGACUAAGGAGGAGCAAAUGGAUGUCGUAUACAGGUACUUCAUCAUAUUCGUCUUGGAUAACUGUUUUGAUCAUCAUAAAUCUUUCAGAUGUAUUGGAGUCUCAGCUUUGGUUCUGAUGUUAUGCAAGUGGAAUUUUCUGAAGGGGCAGUCCUGAAAGAUUUCUGUUUCCUUUAUUUUCCUUUAAAAGGGGUAUGACUGAGCAUAACUAAAUUUAAAACAGUCGAAGGUUCUUUGGAUAGAAAUGCUUACGAUUUUUAAACAUACUCAACAGGAGGUAGACACUCCGAUAAUUACUUCCCACUGUGAGGUGCAAUUAGAGGCAAACCUUCUCUAAUCAAGCUUGGCGGCGGAUCCGUGAUUUCAAUGAGAAUACCGCUGAAACUCCUGAGUUAUGGCUUGAAACCUCUCUGUGUGCGAUAACAAUGGUUAUAACGGUAAAUCCCGGAGGAUUCCUGAACUCAGGAAGCAAGAACUCUUCAUUUUGAACUUGUAGAGAAAAAUCAGCUCACUAUCAUUGCCUUUACUAAUUCUCUAGCAUUCUGGCUUUAAAUAAUUUAUUCCUGAACUCCCUACCAUUGUCAUCGCGCUUCCUCCAAGAAAACUAAAUCGUAUCUUUAGGAAACACGUUCAACGUUUUCAGUUCCUUUAUUGAGCCUUGAGAGGAAUCAUGUCUUAGGUAAACCCCAUUAUUAGCAAUGCUAAACAUUGUCAUCCAGGAUAUGAGGUCAAGCAGAGUGAAAAACAUGAAGGAUUGGGGAUUUUCUUCUUUCGAUUCUUAAAGGUGUUGGAGCAUCCUGCAGCUUCCUGUCAAUGAGGACAGUGAAAUGUGCUGUUUUGAUACAACACUUCAUGCAUAUGACCCUCUAUGUGCAAUAAUUUAUCUUAAGUUUCCAUUAAAGUAAAUUCAAUAUCUCAGUUUAUUGGUUCUUUUCUAUUAAUUUUUUUAUUGACAUAGCCCAUUCAACAGUGAAAAUAUUCUCAAUUGAUCAUUUUGUGUCAUUUUGACUUUUGACUUGAAUGUCGGGUUUUGCAUGUACUUAUUUGAAAGGCCUGGUUGGCAUCUUUGAAAUUGGUCUUCUUUUCUUCGUGACACUAGAACAAGGAAAGUGACGUUCCAACAGUAACAUCCUUGUUCUUCCUGGGAGUAAUCGAUAGUCUCCCAAAUACCAGUCAUGAUAGUUUCACGAAUCGAAAAAGAGAUUUUUGGCAAACCUGCCAGCAUGUCAUUUGCUUUCAUAAAAUCUGUCACCGUCUAUGUUCUUUCUUGUAGGUGCCUUGUCCUUGGUUAGCUUAAUGAAGAUUUUUUCCAGAAGUUCAUUUUAGGAGCAUUACAUUUUUCAUCUUACUCUAGUUCAUUUUAAGUUUGCGUGUGGUCAGCUAGAUUAUAAUGUUGAUCUACUAUUUUCAAAAUAGAGUGUCUUUAUUGUUGGAAUUCACUUGGAUUCAAGCAACUGUAUUUUAACUUGCUUAUGAUACCGUACCAUCAUCAUACUCUAUUCUCCGGUGACAGUUUAUUUUAGAGUUUGGACUUUCACUUUUGUGCUCCUGAGUUUGGCUGAAAUUGAUUAUCCUUCAAAUUUCACACGCGCUUCUGCAUACACCCCCAAAAAAAAAAGAAAAAAGAAAAAGCGGAGUGAGUUGAUAUCAUUAAUUAAAAUGGGUCUCUGCUUGAUAAUUUAAUCCUAAUUUUAACUGAAUCAUUUGCUAAUCAUCCUCUACCAAGCUUUGUUUCUCAUGUUUUUUAGAAGCAGUACUGUUUUCUCUUGGAGCUCAUCCCAGUUAUUCUUUUGGCAGCUCUGCACCUGAACUGGUUGGUUUGCUGUCAGAAUUGAAUGAAGCACUGGACCAAUUUUACAGACUGAAGCCUCUCUUGCACAAGGUAGCAUUCUGAAUGUUUUGACCAGUUGUGUGUCAUAUGAGAUAGGUCAUGAGAAGUAGAGUUCCAAAGUGAAAUUUAAUCCAAAACUCUUUUGUACGUACUAAUUUUGUAUUUUCACACUUUAAUUUGUUGGUAACUAGGAUCGUUUCCAAGUCUAACGCCUCAUGCAUUCUAGGAUUUUCGCAUGUUAGAAAUCAUGAUUUGAGUAUUUGAACUUGGCAUUCAUUCUACUUACGAAGAAAAAUAACGAUCCCAACCUCUCAAAAUUCACCUCAUGUUCUUGUGUGAAACAGGAGUCGUGUUCUGUCAAUGUUGCCCUUUUUUCCUACUGCUUUUUCCUUUCGUCAUCUAUUCAGCAUCGCAUGUGGUGACUGCCCCUUCUUUUUCUCGUUUAAUAUUUCGUUUUUUUUCUUUUUUCUUCCUUCCUUUUCCUCAUCUAAACACGUUACAUGAAUCUCACUCUGCGGAUUUAGCUAAAUGGGGACAGACCUGCCAAAUUCUCUGCGCCUUGGCCACUGAACAAAUUGGUAAAUGGAGAAUUAUCUUGUGUGAGUCCCAGUUGGAGACAGCUUAAUCACCCUCACAUCACCGCAUUUCACAAAAGUUGUACUGGGAAAGGAAAUGUAUGUUCGCUAAAAGCCCUUAUGGAAAGCAUAAAACAAACUUCCUUUAGAAAAUGAUCUGAUAUUCCACUAUGCCAAGUAGGCUCAAAUUAUUUUUUUACAAACAUUAUUUGGGCUCUUUUCUGUCUCGGAAAAGCAUAGCUUUACGAAUUAUAAAGAUGGUUUAAACAUAGCAUCCUAAAGACGCUUUCCAUUGUAUAACAUUAUGAAAACGAUUUCUAUUUAGAGAUGGUCCAUUGACUUAUGUUAGAUGAAUUAGCCUCAAUUUCGAUAGAUAUGCGGAAUCUGUGAAAUUUGCUCUGAAAAUCGCAUGCUUCUUCUCCCAAAUUUAGCCUGGGUUUCAUAGAAACUUGUGGUAGGGGAUUGGGAAGAGUUGCAUUGUUUCUGUUUUUUCUAGGCCUAUUCCUUACCCGAUGCCCAGUUUUCAGUAUCAUUUUGGGAAGUAAUUUUUGGAACCUUACUUAUCAAACGACAGUUUUAAAGUUAGGUGAGCGGUGAAUGUGACCAUGCCUUUCUUUCUUUGAUGUAAAGUUAACUUUGAUGUAAACUAUCAGUAAGUUAAUUCAAUGUAAUGAUUUUGACCCCCGAAAAGUUUUUUCCCAUGAUCUUUUGAUGUCUUAUAGCGCAAGAUCUGGGUGAUGGGUGAGUAUGCCCAUGUCUUUCUUUCUUUGAUGUAAAGCAUGACUUUUAUUUAUAUAAACUGUCAGCGAGAAAUGCGUUGUUAUGAUUUUGGUCCGAAAAAUCCUCUUUCAUGGUCUCUUGGUUUCCGAUCAAGGGAGAUCUAUUAUAGAACUUCUCAACUAUUGUAUGAAGCUCACAGAUUUUCUACCAUAUUGAAGGCAAAGGACACGAAAGGACUAAACUAUUUUGAGACAAAACAGAAGCUGCUCCUAGCCUACAUACAAGCUAUUAGCUUUUAUCUCCUACUCAAGACUGAAGGGCAUCCAGUUCGUGACCAUCCAGUCAUCGCUCACCUUGUUGAGCUAAAAAAUUUGUGGGAAAAGGUUUUCCUCUCGAGGCUUUUCUUUUUUUCACUUUUCUGUAGUAAUCUGCCCACCCCGCGGCUUCUAGGAAGUUUCUCGCGUUUUUUCUGUCUGAAUUCGUUUUGUGGGGGUGCUGCUGAAUUUUAGACGGACAAUUUUGCCUGGUGGUUAUGUCAUUCUGUUAAAAUAAAAUAUAUUCUUAAUCUCUACAGGUGAAAAACAUGGAUAUCACUAUUUCUCCCCUGGUUGAGAUAAUUUCCAAGGACGACAAUGGGAAGGUCGCGGCGAUAAGUGUGGAGGAAGAAAAAGAUGAGCCAGCAUUAGGCUCAGCUGUUCUCACUGUCCCGCCUAAAUCAUUGGAGGUAGGUUGAGGUUUCUGUAUUGUCAUAUGUAUGUUAUCCAAGGAGCAAUUUCCGACAUGAUUCAGCACUCAAGUGUAAUGAUGAUACUGCAGCAGGCCACCGACGUGAGUGAGUCUACAGAGAAUGGCUCAUCAAAGGAAGACAGCCUCCCCAAACAGGGCCAUCAGAAACACCAGGUUCAUAAUUAGUAUUGGUAUCUUGCCACCAACAAACUCUUGUGUGGAAGUAACUCAUGUUCUUUUAUAUGUGUUUGGCAGGAUGGUCAAGUGGGGCAUCAAAGCUUGCAGAUGCUUAAAGUAAGGGCACUUCUUGAGCAAAAGUUGAAGGAAAAGGGUAUUUUUGAUUCUUUUACCGCAAAUUCUGCCAGGAUUCAGAAUGAAGCUUCAAAACGUGUGAACAGGUGCACGCACAUAAUUAUUGCCUGUUUAAAGUAGUUGUUUCCUUGUUAGUAGGCUCAUCUGUUUCAAAUCUCCAAUUGCAUCAGGCAAAUGGAGACAUUGGCCGACUUUGAUGAUGCUACUGACGGUGGCGUUGACCACGGAAAGAACGGGAAACUUAAUAAGCAUGUUUCUACGAAAGUCAAGAGGCCCACGGUAUGCCAUUUUUCAUGUUCACCGAACUUUGAUGAUUCUGUGAAAAGCCUCGAUUGUUAGAUCCGUUGGUAUAUACAGAUCAUGCUUCGGUUUCUAGCUUUAUGCAGACUUUCUUUUAACAUAGUGAAUACAUCUAACUCACGCGGUUCGUCUCCUACCUGAUCUUCCUGCACAUGAUCACCGAUUAUAAUAUCUCUGGUCAUCGGCACGCUUUUGAGGGGUGAUCUUGUUUGCCAUUUACGAAAGUCAUCAUACGAUCAUGAGCAUUGAUAUGCCUCUUCUGGUUGUAUUUUUAUGAUCCAGCUGGCUUCUGGCGAUGAUGACUUACCCAAGAGGGAGAAUAUCGGAGAGAAGCGGAGAAAGUACGACCACCGGGUCCUCGCCAGAUCGGGAGCCGGCUCCCUGGAUGAUGACGACAGAGCCGUCAGAUCGCGGGGCACUGAUGAUGAUACGGAGACUGACCUUGGACAGGUGGAAUCAGAGGACGAGUUUUACAAGGAAGUGAAGAGGCAGAGGCUCACGAAGCUCUCGGCAAAGGCUGCGCUAUACACGAGGCACGCAUUCAGCGGAAAAUUAAUUCUCUGACCAAUGGGUGCCCCUUUUUUUUUUUUUUUUUGCCUCAUAACCGAAGCGGCUUUUCCUUCUGACUGUGUUUCUACGUUGACCUCGCAGAGAUCCAGUGGUUCCAUCAUCUAUAGAGACUGAAGCUGAUGGCAAGCGGCAGAUCACCUAUCAGGUUAGUGUUUCUAAGGCGAUUUGAGUGGGUCUCGGCCCCCAAUCCUGCUUGACGAGGUUAGAUCCUGGAGCUGCCUUUAAUCCUUGUUCUCGUCGACCAGAUGGAGAAGAACAAGGGGCUUACGCGCAAACGGAAGAAGCUCACUAAGAUCCCACGAAAGAAAUACAAGGCAAGUUUGCUUGGGUUUCUCAUAAAAACUCGUCUGCUCUCCUCUCUCUCUUUCUACUUGGGUUUCUCACCAAAACUCUGCUGCUCUUUUCUCUCUCUCACUCUCUUUACUUGGGUUUCUCACCAAAACUCUGCUGCUCUUCUCUCUCUCUCUCUCUCUCUCUCUCUCAUGAGUUGGUGAUUUUCUCUCCCCUCUUGGUCCGAUUUCCAGCUCAAACACGAGAAAGCCGUGGUGCGUCGGAAAGGGCAAGUCCGAGACAUUCGGAAGCCAGCGGGUCCGUACGGAGGAGAGGCCUCUGGAAUCAACACGAGAGUCAGCCGCAGUAUCAGGUUCAAGAGCUAG